Adineta ricciae is the source of this 1650-nucleotide messenger RNA. NCBI's taxonomy places the organism in Eukaryota, Metazoa, Rotifera, Eurotatoria, Adinetida, Adinetidae. The record is from the annotation of a GenBank genome assembly.
AUGAGUCUACAAGAACGUGUGAAAGAAAAAGUCGAUUGCAUCUAUCAACGUCUACGAACCCAUGUUACAAAUAUUGGCUCAUCGACUGGAUCUCAACGUCAUGUAUUCUUUGUUUUUGGAGCAUCGGGUGAUCUAGCAAAGAAAAAAAUCUAUCCAACCCUAUGGUGGCUUUAUCGGGAUGGAUUUGUACCAGAAAAUACUUGUUUUAUUGGUUACGCUCGUAGUCAAUUGACAGUGGAAAAAAUCUUUCAAAAUGCCGCUAAAUAUAUGAAAGUCCAAGAUGAUGAACGUGAGAAAUAUGAGCAGUUUAUCAAGAUAAAUUCGUAUGUACAUGGUUCGUAUGAUAAACCGGAAGAUUUCGAACGUUUGAAUGAGGAAACAAAUAAAAUAUCCGGACAAGCAACUGCACAUCGGUUCUUCUAUUUGGCCCUUCCACCAAGUGUUUAUGGAAGUGUGUCAGAAAUGAUAAGCAAACAUUGCCGACCGGAAUCGCCUGGUUUCCUACGUUUAAUUGUGGAGAAGCCAUUCGGAAAAGAUCUUGAAAGUUCAAAUAAACUAUCCGAACAUUUGAGCAAAUUCUAUUCGGAAGAAGAACUCUAUCGUAUUGACCAUUAUUUAGGAAAAGAAAUGGUUCAAAAUAUAAUUGUUCUACGCUUCUCGAAUAAAAUCUUCUCACGCGUUUGGAAUCGUGACUCUAUUGCUGCUGUGAACAUUAUUUUCAAAGAAGAUAUUGGUACACAAGGACGUGGAGGAUAUUUCGAUGAAUUCGGAAUCAUUCGUGAUGUGAUACAAAAUCAUCUCAUGCAAAUUUUGUCCAUUGUUGCAAUGGAAAAACCUCGUUCAACAACAGGUGAAGAUAUUCGUGACGAAAAAGUCAAAGUAUUACGUUGUAUAGCUCCAAUCAAGUUAGAAGAUGUCGUCAUUGGACAAUACAUCGGUGAUAAAGAUUCCACGGAUCCUGAACGACAGAAAGGUUAUUUAGAUGAUGAUGGUGUGCCGAAAGAUUCGAGAACACCAACAUAUGCACAAGUUGUACUCUUCGUCAACAAUGAACGAUGGGAUGGUGUGCCUUUCAUCUUACGUGCAGGCAAAGCAUUAAAUGAGAAAAAAGCUGAAAUUCGUAUACAAUUUCGCGACGUUCCCGGUGGCAUGUUUGAUGAAGAACUAACAGAGCACGGUGUAAAAGGAACAUUAGCUCGUGACGAGCUCGUCAUUCGCGUCCAGCCCAAUGAAGCUAUUUAUCUUAAAGUAAACACAAAAAGACCCGGCGAAAUGGGCUUCAGUAUCGAAGAAACCGAAUUAGAUUUAACCUACAACGAACGUUACCAAGAUGUGAAACUACCUGACGCAUACGAACGUUUGAUACUGGACGUAUUUACCGGUUCGAAAAUCAAUUUUGUCCGUUCCGAUGAGUUGCAGGAAGCUUGGCGCAUUGUCGAUCCAAUUCUUGCGGAAAUUGAUAAGAAAAAAGUUCCGGUCAUACCGUAUAAGUUCGGCGCAGUGGGCUUACGUGAAGCAUUUGCCGGCGCUGCUAUGCAUGGUUAUAUUUAUACGGGCACAUAUGUUUGGAAAGACGAACGAUCAGGAUCGAUAGGAAGUUCAUCUCAAGAUAAAGAACGUUCAAAAUCUUUUGGCAAAGAGAAAAAGUGA